AUGAGCCUAGUAUUAGCUUUAACAAUUAACACACUCCUAGCCUUAUUACUAAUAAUUAUUACAUUCUGACUACCACAGCUCAACACCUACAUAGAAAAAGCUAACCCCUACGAAUGUGGAUUCGACCCACUAUCCCCCGCCCGCAUCCCAUUCUCCAUAAAAUUUUUCCUAGUCGCAAUUACUUUCUUACUAUUUGACCUAGAAAUUGCUCUACUACUACCUCUACCAUGAGCUCUCCAAACGACAAGCCCAUCACUAACAAUCACAUCAUCACUUACAUUAAUCACUAUUCUAGUCCUAAGCCUAGCUUACGAAUGAUCACAAAAAGGGCUGGAUUGGGUCGAAU
Symphalangus syndactylus (siamang) is the source of this 346-nucleotide messenger RNA. The record is from the annotation of a RefSeq genome assembly. NCBI's taxonomy places the organism in Eukaryota, Metazoa, Chordata, Mammalia, Primates, Hylobatidae.